This is a messenger RNA of Trifolium pratense (red clover), 1685 nucleotides long. RefSeq names its product sugar carrier protein C-like. NCBI's taxonomy places the organism in Eukaryota, Viridiplantae, Streptophyta, Magnoliopsida, Fabales, Fabaceae. Gene Ontology annotation, biological process: monosaccharide transmembrane transport. The record is from RefSeq and is a predicted model, not a curated record. The coding region runs from base 52 to 1596 and encodes 514 amino acids. Gene Ontology annotation, molecular function: monosaccharide transmembrane transporter activity. Gene Ontology annotation, cellular component: membrane. The transcript has 4 exons.
UCAAAAUAAAAACUGAAAGCAGCACAGUUCAGAAAAAAACAGAAGCAGAAAAUGCCCGCCGUAGGAAUACCCACCGGCGGAAGCAACAAGGAGUAUCCCGGAAAUCUCACUCCUUUCGUUACUGUAACAUGCAUUGUCGCGGCUAUGGGUGGUUUAAUCUUCGGCUACGAUAUUGGAAUUUCAGGUGGGGUUACAUCAAUGGAUCCGUUUCUAAUGAAGUUUUUUCCUUCGGUGUAUCGGAAAAAAAACUUGGACAAGUCGUCAAACAAGUAUUGUCAGUAUGACAGUCCGACAUUGACUAUGUUUACAUCGUCGCUAUAUCUGGCAGCGCUACUAUCAUCGCUGGUGGCGUCCAGUGUCACCCGUAGAUUUGGUCGGAAACUUUCCAUGUUUUUUGGAGGUUUGUUGUUCCUCAUUGGUGCUCUUGUUAAUGGUUUUGCUGAAUAUGUUUGGAUGUUGAUCGUUGGUCGGAUAUUACUAGGCUUUGGUAUUGGAUUUGCCAAUCAGUCUGUACCAAUUUACCUCUCUGAGAUGGCUCCCUACAAAUACAGAGGAGCUCUAAGUGUUGGCUUCCAAUUAUCAAUCACAAUUGGUAUUCUUGUGGCCAAUGUAUUGAACUACUUCUUUUCCAAACUCAAAGGUGGGUUAGGAUGGAGGUUGAGUUUGGGUGGUGCUAUGGUCCCUGCACUUAUAAUAACUAUUGGAUCAAUAGUCCUUCCGGACACUCCCAAUUCCAUGAUCGAACGAGGUGAUCGCGAUGGAGCCAAGGCUCACCUUAAGCGAAUCCGCGGAGUGGAAGAUGUUGAUGAAGAGUUUAAUGACCUUGUGGCAGCUAGUGAAGCAUCCAUGCAAGUGGAAAACCCUUGGAUGAACUUGUUGCAAAGGAAAUAUAGACCUCAACUUUCUAUGGCCAUAUUGAUUCCUUUCUUCCAGCAAUUUACCGGAAUCAAUGUUAUCAUGUUUUAUGCUCCUGUGCUAUUUAGUUCUGUUGGUUUUAAGGAUGAUGCUGCUCUUAUGUCUUCUGUGAUAACUGGAAUUGUUAAUGCUUUUGGUACUAUUGUAUCAAUUUUUGGAGUUGAUAGAUUGGGUAGGAGAGCCCUUUUUCUUGAAGGUGGUCUUCAAAUGCUCAUAUGUCAGAUUGGAGUUGCAGCCGCAAUUGGAGCCAAGUUUGGGAUUGAUGGAAACCCUGGUGAAUUACCAAAGUGGUAUGCUAUAGUUGUGGUGCUAUUCAUUUGUACUUAUGUAGCUGCAUUUUCUUGGUCAUGGGGUCCUCUUGGUUGGUUGGUGACUAGUGAGAUCUUUCCAUUGGAGAUUCGUUCAGCUGCUCAAAGUGUCAAUGUAUCAGUCAACAUGUUUUGCACAUUUUUUGUUGCACAAGUUUUCUUGACCCUGCUUUGCCACAUGAAGUUUGGCUUGUUUAUCUUCUUUGCCUUCUUUGUAGUGGUGAUGACAAUCUUUGUGUAUUUCAUGUUGCCUGAAACUAAGGGUAUUCCAAUUGAAGAAAUGGGCAAGGUUUGGAAGGGACACUCAUAUUGGUCAAGAUUUGUUGAUAAUGAUGAUAAAGGUGAUGAAAUUGAGAUGGGAAAGAGCAAUUAGAAAAAAAGUGUAUUUAAUUACUCAUAUGUUUUCAUUCUCUUUUCAUUAAAGAUUUUUCAUUGUUUGGCUAAGUAUAUUACUUUUUUUAA